AUGUUCCUGCGGGAAAUGUAUGAAGGUGUUGAGGAAGGCCAUUAUGCUUACAGGAUUCGUGAUAGGCUGAGGCGAGAGUAUUUAGUUCCGCUCCGUAAAGUGUUGGAGUUGCCUGUAGUCUAUAUGAGUGGUAAAAUGUGGGAGUCGCUGCCUUAUAACCGUGUUUCAUCUGUUGCUAUGAAGAAGUAUAAGAGCUUUUUCGAAGCACAUGAUGAAGAAAGGUUCAAUCAGUAUAUAGAGAGUGUUCAGAAAGGAGAAAAAAAGAUUUCUGCUGGUGCAUUGUUGCCUCAUGAGAUCAUUUGGUUUGUUCUGCGAAAUUCGUACGGUGAUAAUGUUGCGGAGCUGCAAUGGAGACGGAUGGUAGAUGAUAUGUCUAAGAUUGGAAAGCUAAGUGAUUGUCUUGCGAUUGCGGAUGUGUCUGGUAGCAUGAGCAGGACACCAAUGGAUGUCGCUGUAGCUCUUGGUUUGUUGGUGUCGGAGAUGAGUCAAGAACCAUGGAAAGGAAAACUUAUCACCUUCAGCAAUGAUCCUCAAUUCCACACGAUUGAAGGUGACAAUCUGAGAUCGAAAACAGAAUUCAUCAAAGGAAUGGAUUGGGGAUAUUCAACAGAUUUUCAGAAGGUGUUUGACCAAAUAUUGCAAGUGGCUGUUGAUGGCAAAUUGAAGGAAGACCAUAUGAUUAAGCGGCUUUUUGUGUUUAGCGAUAUGGAGUUCAACCAGGCUUCAAAAAAGGGUUGCUACAGUUGGCUCGAUCAGUCGAGCCCGGCUUCAGCUGAGGAAUGGGAGACUGAUUACCAGGUGAUAAAGUUUAGGGAGAAGGGAUACAUGAAUGUGCCGGAGAUUGUGUUUUGGAACCUUCGAGACUCUGAAUCAACUCCUGUGUUGGGUCAACAGAAAGGUGUGGCAAUGCUUAGUGGGUAUUCGAAGAAUUUAAUGACUCUUUUCCUUGAGGGUGAUCUUGGUGAAUUGACACCCAUUAGAGUGAUGGAAAAGGCAAUCUCUGGGGAGGAAUACAGUAAACUUGUUGUAGUUGAUUGA
This is a messenger RNA of Papaver somniferum (opium poppy), 1038 nucleotides long. RefSeq lists its product as uncharacterized. NCBI's taxonomy places the organism in Eukaryota, Viridiplantae, Streptophyta, Magnoliopsida, Ranunculales, Papaveraceae. The transcript is spliced from 4 exons. The coding region runs from base 1 to 1038 and encodes 345 amino acids. The record is from RefSeq and is a predicted model, not a curated record.